GACGUAACAAACAAAUCCCUAACUACGCUAAUCGCCUUUCACUCGAUAUACAGUGCCAACACGCAGUGAAGUCGGUCGGGUAUUGGUAAUCGGAGUUUAUCAAUUUAAAAAACAUUAAAUUAUCUCGGAAUACAGCUCAAAAUGCCUUUGCCUAAAAAUGGCAAGAGUAUUUUAAUGACCCCGGACCCUUAUCACACUCCUGGGUACGGAGGUUUUUGUCCACAGUUUAAAUACCAGAUAGGUGAGACUUUCGGCAAGACCACAUCUAAGUUGCUUAGAAAUGACGCGGUUGCUAGUUCCGGCGAGUUAGUGUUAGCCGAGAUACGGGCCAACUCCGCACCAGCACCCGACACAGACCCAAGGACGGAGCUACUUCGGUCUCGAACACACAGCUGGGGAGAUCAGAAGUUAAUGGAACAAAUGGUACCGGGAUACACAGGCUUCAUACCACGGAGUGAGCAUUUCUUCGGCAAACGUUACGCCGUCAAUUGUAAAGGUGCUAUCUCGGACUUCGAGGGCGACCACAGAAAACAUAAACAAAAUGCUGACGAACUGAGAGUGACAGAGGCUGUACAAUCAGGAAAAAUUGAUAAAACCGCCGUUCCUAACCUCCCUCCAAUACGUAGCAAGUACAUUACUCCAUUGAAGCCAACAGCUGCCGAAGCCAAACCAUACAUCUCUCCCAGUAUGGUAAGAAGUGCCGAGUCACCUUUCUACAUGGCAGACGACAAUGAAAUGAAGAGGUUUAUGUCGGGUUAUACUGGUUUUGUUCCACGUGCGAGACCCCGACUGGGUAUGGGGUAUCCAAUUAUCACCCAUGAUGCCCUGAAUGAAUUCACGUCAGACACAAGUCGCCUGAAGAACCUGCAGACGGAGCCCAUCACCAUACACCGUGCAGAGAACAAAGUACAAGAUUCUAAACUCAUAUAUCCCGUAGAAAGCGGGCUAGUGCCGCACUAUACCGGACACAUACCAGGUCAAAAAUUCCGAUAUGGUGGAACAUUUGGUCACAGUACAGAAAAUGCCAAGCGUCCAGAACUUCGAGCAUCAGUGUGUUAAAUUUUACCAGGAUAAUCUGUUUUCAUUUAAUUUUAUAUUUAAAGGAAAAUCUUCAAUUUUAAUUUCGCGUAUCAAUGUCAAACAGAUCUAUUCAUGCAUUUCCUGCAUGUCGAAAGUCAAAACUUUAAGCUGUCAAGAUUAUAUAUGACAAUUUUGUACAUAACUCGAGCAUUAUAUAUAUUUCUUGUGUGCAAUUUGUUAUUAACAAAUACAUGUACAGAGAUCUGUUGGUCUACUUCUAGAGGUUAUUUUAAUAAUAUUUAUAUAUAUGUAUUUCGAUAACAUCUAUAUAUUUUAAGUCUUGUAAUUAAACGAAAGUGUUAUCAGUAUUAAAAUGUUAUACUUAAAGAAACUCUGGUGCCGAAACAGUAACCUGAAUUAGCAACCUAUGCUGGAGUUAAGAGUGUAAUUUGACUGGGUCUAGGGUUAUAAAACGUUUUAGUUUGAAGACCAGUCUCAAAUUCGAAUAACUAACUUUUUGUUUCUGAAUAGAUCAAUGGUAAUGGUUAUUCGGAGACUGGUCAGUAACCCCAGCCCAUGGUCUAAAAUCUUUCAGUUGAGCAAACUGGAACGUCUUUUGAUAAGAAAAUGGUUAUAAACUUGGUAAAAAUCUUUAGCUGUGUUUGUACAUGUAACAUGUAAGCCAGUUUAUUCAUGCAGGCCACUGUGUGGCACAUAAUACAGGAUUACUUUAAUCAGAUUAACCAAUGGAAAGUUUGAAGCUGCCACCCUUAUUUUUCAAUAUUAGGCAAGUGGAAUUGCCCAAGUUGAAAGAAGGGGGGAGUAUUAACCUUCAUUUAUGUUACUUCAAAUAAUGUUAACAUGUAUGUAUUUAUGCUAUAACAAUUUGUGUAAACUGGUGUCUACAGUUUGUAGACGGUUGCCUUACUUGAACGUUUGUGCUAAAGGGCAGGUGGUAUUUAUACCAAACACGGUGACAUAGAUAAUAAGUUCAGUUAACGUUGUCACAUACCAGAACGUAAUAGAGACAUAUUCCUGUAUAAAUGUGUAUAUUAUACUAGAGUAGAAGGCUGACUGAACAAUGCUCAUUCUCUGUGAUAUGUUUUAUGUUUUGAUUAAAAUGUUCAAACUUAAA
This is a messenger RNA of Mercenaria mercenaria, 2155 nucleotides long. Its product is annotated as protein FAM166B-like. The transcript has 6 exons. Lineage: Eukaryota; Metazoa; Mollusca; Bivalvia; Venerida; Veneridae. The record is from RefSeq and is a predicted model, not a curated record. The coding region runs from base 142 to 1059 and encodes 305 amino acids.